AUUUAUACAUAUACAUAUAUAUAUUUGUGGGUGUAUAUAUAAUACCCGCCUUCACAUUCGUAUAAGAACUUCCUCAUCAAUACAACAAAUUAAUUAAUUAAUUUCCAAAUUUUUUUUUCUUCUCAAGAUAUGACUAAAACGAAAAUCCUCACAUGGAAAUGCAUCAUCCUAGGCUGUUACAAGAGCACUGCAGAUCCAGAGAGCCGCCUGCCGCAGCCAGUUCUUAAGCAAACCCCUUUGCUGCAGCCGAGACUCUCCAUCUCGGAUGUAAGCGAUGAUCCGAGCUCGACUCUCUUCGCAGACGAUCUCUCCAACCCCCUCAUCGGCCUCAACCUUCACGUGUUUUCGCUCGUGGAGCUUGGAAUUGUCACAAGAAAUUUUUCACGGAGUAGUCUACUCGGGGAAGGUGGGUUUGGACCAGUGUUCAAAGGGUUUGUUGGUGACAAGCUUAGGCCUGGAUUGAAGGCUCAGCCUGUAGCUGUCAAGCUGUUGGACUUGGAUGGUUUGCAAGGCCACAAAGAAUGGCUGACAGAGAUUAUAUUUCUUGGGCAACUGAGGCAUCCAAAUCUUGUGAAGCUGAUUGGAUAUUGUUGUGAAGACGAGCACAGGCUUCUAGUUUAUGAAUACAUAGCAGGAGGAAGCUUAGAAAAUCAACUCUUCAGAAGUUAUUCCACUCCUCUGUCAUGGUCGAAAAGAAUGAAAAUCGCCGUUGGGGCGGCGAAGGGCCUUGCGUUCCUCCAUGAAGCAGAUCAUAAGCCUGUCAUAUUCAGAGAUUUCAAGACUUCCAACGUUCUGCUGGAAUCUGAUCAUACAGCUAAACUUUCAGAUUUCGGGUUAGCAAGGGACGGUCCAGAAGGAGAAGACACACAUAUAACAACACGUAGAAUAGGGACACGGGGGUAUGCAGACCCUGAAUACAUCAUGACUGGUUGCCUGACGACCAAGAGUGAUGUCUAUAGUUUUGGAGUUGUUCUACUAGAGCUCUUGACGGGUAAACGGUGCAUAGAUAAUAGCCGUCCCAAACGCGAACAGAACCUUGUGGAGUGGGCAAAACCUCGGUUGAAGGACCCGAGAAAGCUCGACCGGAUUAUAGACCCGAUGAUGGAGGGACAGUACUCGACCCGAGGGGCUCGAAAGGCGGCUGCAUUGGCUUACAGUUGCUUGAGCCACAAUCCAAAGCAAAGGCCUAGGAUGAGUGAUGUGGUUGUGAUAUUGGAGGGUCUUCAGGACUUCAAUGAGGAGUUAGUUAGGCCAUUUGUUUAUGUAGCACCAAAUGAUGAGGAUAGUAAUAGUAGCAUCAAAAGCAUUGUAACAACAUCUCCAAAGGAGAUGUCAAAUUUAAAACAUCAAAACGAUAUUUGAUGGCUUAGAGAAUCUCCAAAGGAGAAGUCAAAAAGUCUGUAUCAGCAAUAACAAUAAAAAAG
This is a messenger RNA of Pyrus x bretschneideri (Chinese white pear), 1424 nucleotides long. Its product is annotated as serine/threonine-protein kinase RIPK-like. The transcript has 5 exons. The record is from RefSeq and is a predicted model, not a curated record. Gene Ontology annotation, molecular function: protein kinase activity; ATP binding. Gene Ontology annotation, biological process: protein phosphorylation. Lineage: Eukaryota; Viridiplantae; Streptophyta; Magnoliopsida; Rosales; Rosaceae. The coding region runs from base 130 to 1362 and encodes 410 amino acids.